AUGAACGGGCAAGAGGCCGACUCUCGGCCUCCGAAGCGUGUCAAGCUUGAUUCAAGUCAAGCCGACGUCACGAUCGAGGGCACCUCAACCAUGGCUCACCAAGGCCAUGAGAGCCACAUUCAGCAAGGCCCGCUUGUGUCGGACGAUACGGCCAAGGAGAGACAGGUCGGUAUCACUGCUUUCGUCGACGAGACCCGACCUGUCUUCCGAGGGAUUCUCAAGAAGCGGUACACGGAUUUCUUGGUUAACGAGAUCUUGCCAAAUGGAACCGUGGUUCAUCUGAGCUCGAUCAAGGUACAGGACCAGGCUGUGCUGCCUAAGCCUGGGAGUACUGCCUCUGCUGUGAAUCGAAAGUCAAUGCAGACAGAUCAGGAGACUGUGCCAGAGCAGCCUACUCCCGAAGGAGAGACGGGAGAAAAAGGACCAAACGUUGAGAAGACGAUAGGACCAGAGGCUACGAAGGGACAAGACGCGAAUGGAGAAUCCGCACAGGUGAGUUUCCUUCCUUCUUCGAGCCCUACCAAAGUAACAAAGAACCAGAUCCCCGAGGCCGACCACGCCAUACUUCUGGGAUACUUCUCCGACGAAACAGUCGGUCUGAUGUCUUCUCUCUACCAAUCAAUCCUGCGCCACCCAGACUGGAAAUCGAGAGACCACCCCAUGGUCCGUACAGACUUUACCUCCGACCGCAAUAUCCGGUCCCAGAUCCAUCAAAAUAUCCGCCGGAUCUUCAACAGCAAGAUCGACUCUUCAACAGACAAAGAUGGUAUCCUCGUGCUCACCGCAUCACAUACGGCGUCACCCAAUAAUCGUGACCGCAACCGUGGCGGGAACAGCAAAUCGAACAAUGAUCGAUCCUCUCGACCCAACAAACUCAGCUGGCAGGACCGCGGCGGCGAAUAUCUCCACUUUUCUCUCUACAAGGAGAACAAGGAUACUCUGGAGGUCGUCUCGUAUCUGACGAAGCAAUUGAAGACGAACACCAAGACAUUUCAAUUCGCCGGCACAAAGGAUCGACGCGCUGUGACUGUGCAGCGAGUUAGCGCGUAUCGGGUGGAGGCGGAGCGGCUAGCGGGGUUGAAUCGAUCUUUGAAAUAUGCGGCCGUUGGGGACUUCGAGUACCACAAGCAAGGCCUCGAACUUGGCGACCUUAGUGGGAACGAAUUCGUCAUCACCUUGAGAGAUUGCCGGCUCGAAGCUUCCUCUUCUGACGAUGUCGCUGGUGAGCGGAAAGCCGACCUCCAUUCCUAUUUGCACACAGCACUUCACCGACUCCGCGAGAAAGGCUUCCUCAACUUCUACGGGUUACAACGAUUCGGCACCUUCGCAACCCGUACGGACAUUGUCGGCCUUCAUAUCCUCAAAGGAGACUUCAAGAGUGCGUGCGACUCGAUCCUCGAAUUUUCACCAUCGGCCCUCAAUGAAGCUGCGUCGGAGACUGGUGUUCUUGUGGGCCAGGAUGAUCGGUCCCGAGCCGAAGGUAUCAAUCUCUGGCGUAACACGGGUAGGAUCAACGAAGCGCUCGACAAGAUCCCUCGCAAGUUCUCCGCCGAGUCGAAUAUUAUUCGACACCUCGGUAGGCAUCGACAGGACUAUCUUGGCGCGCUGUUGAGUAUCCAGCGGAACCUGAGGCUUAUGUACGUCCACGCCUAUCAGUCUUUGGUGUGGAAUCUUGCGGUCGGUGAGCGCUGGCGCUUGUAUGGAGACAAGGUCGUGGAGGGUGACCUUGUCCUUGUCCGCGAGCACAAGGACAAAGAAAUGGAUCCUGAGUCGGCCGCCCGAGAGACCGUCGACGCGGACGGUGAAAUCGUCAUAGAACCUUCCGGCGACGACAGGGCGUUUGACAAGGACGACAUGUUCGAACGAGCCCGCGCAUUGACCGCGGAAGAAGCAACAGGUGGGGAAUACUCAAUCUUUGAUAUUGUCCUUCCUCUUCCAGGAUUCGAUGUGCUCUAUCCGGCCAACGCGGGCGGGGAAUGGUAUAAGACCUUCAUGGCGAGCGAGGCUGGUGGUGGACUCGAUCCAUACAACAUGCGACGCAAGCAGAAAGACUUCAGUCUCAGCGGCGGAUACCGGAAAAUACUGGCACGCAUUGGUGAGGUCUGGGAGGUCAAUGUACACGAGUAUUGUGGUGAGAAAGAAGGGGAGAAGCAGUUCGUGGAGACCGAUUUGGAGCGGAUCAAGAAACAUGACCAAAAGGCCAACCAGGGAGUGGAUCAGACUACGGUUUCAGAUGAUGCUGCGAUUGCUGUAGAGGCGCCAAAACCGCCGCAACAGGCCUUGACUGAGCAGUCUCCGGAGGCGCAAUACACCAACAAACUCGCGGCGGUGCUCAAGUUCCAACUUGGCUCGAGCCAAUACGCCACCAUGGCGCUGAGAGAGCUGUCGAAGGGAGGUGUCCAAGCGUACAAGGCGGAGUUUUUGGGCGGGCGGUAG
Cladophialophora carrionii CBS 160.54 is the source of this 2436-nucleotide messenger RNA. RefSeq lists its product as uncharacterized. The record is from RefSeq and is a predicted model, not a curated record. Gene Ontology annotation, molecular function: RNA binding; pseudouridine synthase activity. Gene Ontology annotation, cellular component: nucleus. Bases 1 to 2436 code for a protein of 811 amino acids. Lineage: Eukaryota; Fungi; Ascomycota; Eurotiomycetes; Chaetothyriales; Herpotrichiellaceae. The transcript has a single exon. Gene Ontology annotation, biological process: pseudouridine synthesis.